Lolium rigidum is the source of this 1596-nucleotide messenger RNA. Its product is annotated as sodium/hydrogen exchanger 4-like. Lineage: Eukaryota; Viridiplantae; Streptophyta; Magnoliopsida; Poales; Poaceae. The coding region runs from base 1 to 1596 and encodes 531 amino acids. Gene Ontology annotation, cellular component: membrane. Gene Ontology annotation, molecular function: sodium:proton antiporter activity. The record is from RefSeq and is a predicted model, not a curated record. The transcript has 14 exons. Gene Ontology annotation, biological process: regulation of pH; proton transmembrane transport; sodium ion transport.
AUGGCGGCGGCGGUGUGGGAGGAGGUGGCCGUCGCGGUGUCGACCGGCGGGAGCGGCGGCGACGGUGGCACGGUGUUCUCCAUCUGCGUGUUUACGGCGGUGCUGUGCCUGUGCCUGGUCGCCGGCCACCUGCUCGAGGAGAACAAAUGGGUCAACGAGUCCAUCACCGCCCUGAUCAUCGGGUGCAUCGUUGGGGCAUUCAUAUUCCUGCUAAGCAAAGGCAAGAACUCGCGCAUCCUCCGGUUCGACGAGCAGCUCUUCUUCAACUACGUCCUCCCGCCCAUCAUCUUCAACGCCGGUUUCCAGGUGAAGAAGAAGCAGUUCUUCCAUAAUUUCCUCACCAUCAUGUCCUUCGGGGUCUUAGGGGUUUUCAUCUCUGUUUCCAUCGUUUCUGCAGGUUGCUACUGGCUCUUCCCAAAAGUUGGUUUCGGAAAACUUGACGUGGUGGAUUAUCUAGCACUGGGAGUCAUAUUUUCUUCGACAGACACCGUGUGCACGCUCCAGGUCAUAAGCCAAGACGAGACUCCAAGGUUGUACAGCUUAGUGUUUGGAGAAGGAGUCGUCAAUGAUGCAACGUCAGUGGUCCUAUUCAACGCCAUAAAGAAUAUUGAUAUCACUAGACUCAAAGGAGGGGUGGUGCUAAAAGUUAUCGCAGAUUUCCUCUACCUAUUUGCAACUAGUACUAUCCUUGGAGCUACGAUUGGACUGUCGACUGCUUAUGUUCUCAGAGCACUAUAUUUUGGUAGGCACUCGACUGACCGGGAGGUAGCCUUAAUGGCUCUCAUGGCUUAUUUAUCGUAUAUGCUGGCGGAAUUUCUAAAUCUGAGUGGGAUUUUGACUGUUUUCUUUUGCGGCAUCGUCAUGUCCCAUUACGCAUGGCAUAAUGUAACAGAGAGCUCUCGAAUCACGACAAGGCACAUAUUCGCGACAUUAUCGUUCAUCGCUGAGACAUUUAUCUUUCUUUAUGUUGGAAUGGAUGCCCUUGACAUGGAUAAGUGGAAGAUAACAAAGGCAGGCUUCAAGACAUCACUUGGUAUCUUCGGUAUCAUCAUCUCACUCAUUUUGCUGGGUCGUGCCGCAUUUGUUUUCCCUCUAUCCAUUCUGUCAAAUUUCCUAACUGGGAAUUCUGAGAAAGCACCCAUCACUUUCAAGCACCAGGUUGUGAUCUGGUGGGCUGGGCUCAUGAGAGGUGCCGUUUCAAUCGCGCUAGCAUAUAAUCAGUUCACGUUUUCAGGUGUAACGGUGGAUCCCGUCCAUGCAGCCAUCAUCACCAGUACAAUCGUUGUAGUGUUUUUCACAACUCUGGUGUUUGGUUUCCUGACAAGGCCUCUUAUAAGCGCGAUGCUCCCGCAUCAUCGGCACAGUGAGGAGGCGACAAGAGGCGGCCACAGCACGGGGAGCAACUCCCCGAAGGACGACUUCAUCCUGCCAUUUCUCUCGGACGAGGAGGCAUCGGGGAGUGGAAGCGGCUUCAUUCAAGCCAAGAGGAGCAUAUCGAUGCUGCUGGAAAGACCCGUGCACACGGUGCACAUCCACUGGAGGAAGUUCGACGACAGGUUCAUGAGACCGAUCUUCGGCGGGCCACGGUCAAACUGA